Chaetomium fimeti is the source of this 3651-nucleotide messenger RNA. RefSeq lists its product as uncharacterized. The transcript is spliced from 3 exons. Lineage: Eukaryota; Fungi; Ascomycota; Sordariomycetes; Sordariales; Chaetomiaceae. Bases 93 to 3605 code for a protein of 1170 amino acids. The record is from RefSeq and is a predicted model, not a curated record. Gene Ontology annotation, molecular function: protein binding; ADP binding.
UCUUACGACUGUCAACUUCGGCGCGAACAGCUCAACAACAGCCGGCCAAGUUAAUAGAGAAUCGAAUCGACUCCAUCGACAGAAGCUCAAAGAUGAGUGAAAUGCCAUCUUCGUUUUCCGGGCCCGGGAAUCAGGCCAUGCAUGAAGGGUCAAUCGACGACAGAUUCGUCGAAAUGCUGGGCGGGAGUACGGGAAUGACCCUCGAGCCUACCCGGAAUUAUUUCCGAUCUGCACUGACGCCCUUUGAACCGCCGGUGCGGCCGUUGGCACUCAUCCCCUUACCCCGCGAUCGCGACUUUGUUGAUCGUGGAGAUAUCCUCGACCAGAUCAGGCAGCGAUGCUCCGAGCCGGCCGGUCGUGUGGCUCUCGUAGGGCUUGGUGGCGUGGGAAAAUCGCAACUGGCCAUUGAAUAUGCUCACCGGGUUUCCGAGGAGCAGCCUGACGCAUGGGUAUUCUGGGUUCAUGCAGGUACCCAGGCGCGCGUCCGAGAAGGGUUCAAGACGAUUGCAGACGCUAUCAAGCUACCCGACCGGAACCAAGCCAACGCCGACAUCCCCCAGCUUGUGUCCAGCUGGCUGUCCAAUGACCAGAACGGCAAAUGGACCAUCGUCGUUGACAGCGCCGACGACCGCAACAUACUCUACGGUCCAAUCAGCGACGAGACGCCCGACGACCGGUCCUUCGCCUCGUAUCUACCACAGAACCGAAACGGAUCGAUUGUCGUCACAACCCGCAAUAGGGAUAUGGCUUUCAGGCUGACCGGGUACCACCAAAACAUAAUCGAAGUAGGACCGAUGGCGGAGAGGGACGCCCUCACGCUCCUCGAGAAGAAGUUGGGAUCGCUGCCGGAUUUAGAUGUGGCGACUGAUCUCGUACACGAGCUUGACCUUGCCCCGCUGGCCAUUAGCCAGGUAGCCGCAUACAUGCGGGUAAGGAACAUCUCGCCUGCCGAGUACCUCGACCACUUCCGGGCGAGUGAGGGCAACAGGAUCAAGCUGUUAGAGCACGACGCAGGGGAUCUCCGGCGGGAUGGGGGCGCACCCAACGCCAUUCUUACCACAUGGCAAAGAACCUUUGAGCACAUCCGGUCCGACCAGCCUUCUGCAGCGGAUCUGUUGUCGCUCAUGAGCUUCUUUGGCCCACAAGGCAUCCCUGCGUGGGUUCUACACCCUUCUGGAAUUGCCAACGACGCGAUGCGACAGGCUAGAGAGGGGGAUCCGGGCGACAGAAGCAGUGCCACAAUCAGUGACACCAAUGACGACGACGCAGACGAAGACAUGGAUGGCGCAUUUGGACACGACGUGGCGAUGCUGAUGAAUUACUGUCUCAUCGUCGCGGAUGAGACUGGGGGCAAAUUUGGGAUGCACCGGCUCGUGCAACUGGCGACGAGAAGGUGGCUGGGGGCGUUUGGGCAGCACGAAGCAUUCAAGCAGCGAUACAUCGAGCGACUGGCAGCAUCGUUUCCAACAGGGGAGUACGAGAACUGGGCGACGUGCCGGAUUCUCUUCCCACACGUCCAUGUGGCUUUAGGCUAUAGGCCUGGUAGGGAUACGGUCGAAACGUGGGCGACUCUUUUGCAUAACGCGGGAUGGUAUGCAUCGUCGCAAGGGGAAUACGACAUCGCAGAGCGGAUGGUAGGCGAGGCAUUGAAAGUACGCGAGAAGAGGCGGGGAAACGAAGAUUUGGUGACUCAAGAAACUAUGUUACUGCUUGCUGCUGUUCUUUCACAUCAGGGCCAAUGGGAUAAAGCCGAGGAGCUGGGAGUCCUGGUAAUGAAGACGAGGAAGAAGACUCUCGGGGCUGACCAUACCAUCACGCUAACUAGCAUAAGCAACCUGGCGUCAACAUACUGGAACCAGGGCAGAUGGAAGGAGGCCGAGGAGCUAGAGGUAACGGUGAUGGAGACUCUAAAGACGGUGCUCGGCCUCUAUAAUCCCGAAACACUGAAGAGCAUGAGUAGCCUGGCGUUGACGUACUGGAAGCAGGGCCGCCUAGUGGAGGCCGAGAGGCUGUUAACGCAAGUGACAGAAAUUUGCAAGACGAUGAAUGGGGACCAGCAUCCCGAAACACUGACUAGAAUGGACAAUCUCGCGGCAAUAUACAGGGACCAGGGCCGGUUAAAGGAGUCCGAGAAGUUGUCUAUACAGGUGAUAGCAACUCGCAGGAUGGUGCUCGGGGCCAUCCAUCCUGAUACAUUAACGAGCAUGGACAGUGUGGCGUUGAUAUAUACGGACCAGGGCCGGUGGGAGGAGGCCGCGGGGCUGCAUAGGCAGGUGGUGGAGGCCCGCAAGGCCGUGCUCGGGGCUGGCCAUCCAAAUACCCUGACAACGAUGGACAAGUUAGCGUCGAUAUACCGGAAUCAAGGUCGGUGGAAGGAGGUCGAGGACCUGGAGAAACAACUGGGGGUGGACAGAAGCCUCCGUUCGAGGGAUAAGCCGUUUAGCCAGCUUGGCUCUGUGGCAUCCAGGACUUACAUCUCAGAUUCAGGAUUUGUCUCGGGGACUGCGGGAACUUCUCAGAGCAGAAAACGUCCUCAAAUGCAGGACACCGUCGACGAAGAGGCCGGGAUUAUUGCGGAGCCAGCGAGCAGUGGUGAAGAUCGGCAAAGCCAGGACGCAUCGGCAUCUAUAGCGGAAACCGAGUAUUCGCUCGCCUCGAGCGUGCUCCCCGAACGAGUGGGCCAAUACACCUCCGAGAUGGCCUCUCUGUUGGAAGAUGCAAUGCCGCUAGGGCCUUUAGACGCCUCGACGCUGCAGGGACUGGAACAACAGCUUCCCGAUACACUGAAGACCUUCGCUCUCAUGAUGGGUGUUUCUGGUUCAACCCCGGAGAAUCGAGAAAUCAUGUAUUUUGUGUACAAGCACCGAGAAGCCGUCAUUGAUAUGUUUAGGGCCAAGCACGCCAAAAACGGCGGCAGCAACGACGGCGACUUCGACGACGAGGAAGAGGAGGACAGACCCCGACCUGUGAUUAACCAUGCGCAGCCAAUGACCCAUGAUGAUAUAAUGAGUCGGUUCCUCUCGGAUCUCGAUACCACAGCAGGACCGGAACCGGAACUGUCGUCGCCGGACAAAGCGGGAGAGACCCGUCGGGUAAGCGAGGACAUUGCCAACGAAGAACUUGAACCCGGCGACUUGCCGGAUGUUGGAGAUUACCGACACCGCAUUGUCAAAUCCGCAGCGUAUGAAUGGCUUCAGCGGGCUUUAUCCUCGGUGACCACCCGAACCAAUGCCGUUCCCGACCUGAGGAAGGAAAUAAGGGACACUGUCAUUCGCUCACUAUAUACCGUCGGCGGCGAGCGGAGGUUGAGUAGGGCCAGGCCCCCGGAGCGUUAUCGUGUCACGGUCGAGAUGAAGUGGGACCCGCGGUUGUUUAUUGCAAAGCAGAAGUAUGAGGAGGAUCCGGGGGUCGCCGUUGCCGGGGCCGUCACCUUGACCGGGUCGGCCCAGGAUUACCAGGCCGCCACCACUGAACAAUACCUGUCACAAAUUUGGCCGUCAUCCGGCAGGCAAACGAUGCAGCUACUUCAGCGUGUUCUCGACGGAGCGCCCGGCGAUGUCCAGUCUACAACUGACUUCCUACCCCCUAAUAGCAACCUGGCCUGACGAAACUAUCGUUACAGCCCUAGCUGAUGGCCCGACCUUUUUCAUA